Dufourea novaeangliae is the source of this 1850-nucleotide messenger RNA. It is a transcript of the gene Sse, whose product is annotated as separin. Bases 1 to 1833 code for a protein of 610 amino acids. The transcript is spliced from 8 exons. NCBI's taxonomy places the organism in Eukaryota, Metazoa, Arthropoda, Insecta, Hymenoptera, Halictidae. The record is from RefSeq and is a predicted model, not a curated record. Gene Ontology annotation, cellular component: cytoplasm; nucleus; mitotic spindle. Gene Ontology annotation, molecular function: cysteine-type endopeptidase activity. Gene Ontology annotation, biological process: meiotic chromosome separation; proteolysis.
AUGGAUGAAAUUCUUCAAAUACUUCAUGAGUGUCAUUUCAGUAAUGACAAGCUUGAAGAAUUGUCAAACGUUACUGGGGACGAUUCGUUGGAAAAUGUAAAAAGUGAUGCUGAAAGAUUGCUCUUGAAUGCAAGAUGCGACGUAGGAAACGUCGAAUACUCGAAUUUAAAUAAAAUGCUAGCAAUCUGUUACUUAAAGAUGGGUAACGAACUCGAAGCUAUAUGUCAUUUAAUUGAAUCGCAUGCAGUGAUACUUCGUCAACAAAUAUUACACAGAUGCUUGAAAACAAAGCUGAGAGAGACAGUACUGAAUACAGAACAGGUCUGUGGACUGAAAUCUUCGUAUGUUGAGUUCAAUGUAAACAAUGUAAAUAAUGUUAAGAAUUUAAAGGCAAAACUCUUUGAUCUGCCCAAAGAAUGGUACAUGAUUCAAGUGACUGGUCAAUAUAAUCCUUCAUGUAUCACCGAAUAUCAAAAGUCUAUGUCAAAUACUAUGCAUGAGAUACACAUUACUGUAUUACCACCAGGGACAGAAGAGAUAGAACCUUUGUGUAUAACACUACCAAAGCCAGAAUUGCAUUCCUCUUACGAUGUUUGUCUGGAGAUUCAGAGGAUACUUUCUACCAAUAGAUCAGAACUUGCGGCUACUUAUGCGAACAAUGAAUUAUAUUGGAAAAUGCGUGGUCGACAAAAUACUAAUAUGAAGACAGCAAUACAAGCUUUAGAAUACAAAUGGUUAAGAGAGUGGAGAAUCCUAUUUAUGGCAGACCCUAUAGACAAAGAUGAUUUAGUAACAAACAUUGUUCAAAUGAUUGAUAAAUUGAUAUUAGACAACAAAAAACGUAAGAAUAUAUCAAUGCGACGCAAGUGGUUAUUAAAAAAGGUAGCACUGUCUGCUUGUUUUCUUACACGAGAAGAAAUAGCACGUGCGGUAAAGUAUGUGCUUUCCGGUUACGAAAAACUGGCAGAUAAUGUUAUAUUGUCUAUAUAUGGAAAAUUGUCAUCUAUUCAGGAAAUGAAGGAUGCAGUUAGGAAAACAUUAGUUUUAAUUGUCGAUGAACAUAUGGAUUACAUACCCUUUGAAUCAAUGGAAAUUAUAAAAUGUCAUCCUGUUACGCGUUUUCCGUCGUUUCAUAUUGCGUACGCUUUAUUCAAAGAACACGAGAGUUCGAUGGAGAAUGGUUGUAAGAUAAUUAAAGUUAGAAAGGACAUGGGUACGUGUAUAGUUAAUCCGUCUGGUAAUUUAGCUAAAAUGGAGAAACGCAUGAAACUUUUUAUUGAUUACUGGUUACCAAAUUGGAGAAGUUGGUACAGCGUCAAACCAGACGAAGAAGUAUUCGAAGAUGCUUUAGUUAAUCACGACAUACUAAUGUAUAAUGGUCAUGGCAAUGGAAUACAGUACUUACCUGGUGAACAAAUUGAAAGACUCCGGGUAAAAUCAAUUGUUUUACUGUUUGGUUGUAGUAGCGUAAAACUACUUACGGUAGGAGGACGUUAUCCACCAUACGGUGUUUCGAAUCAGUAUUUAAUAGCUAGCAGUCCUUGCGUACUUGGUAUGUUGUGGGAAGUCACUGACGCUGACAUUGAUAAGAUGACUGCCAAUUUCAUUAGUAACUGGAUACCAUCGCAAUUGAACAGAUCAUGGGCCGACGUUGACAUUAAUAUGUGGUGCGCGGGAACUCUCAAGUUUCUGAGAAAUAGAGAAGAGUGCACAGAAAACGUGCCCGUAGAACCAGAAAUGUUGAGAGCGGUAGCAAAGUCGAAAGAUGUCUGUUCUCAAUAUAUGACCGCGGCUGCAAUAGUGGUACGAGGACUACCGAUAAAGUUAAUUUAAAUUGUAAAUGUAAAAAC